Molecule: messenger RNA, 1701 nt
Organism: Stylonychia lemnae
Lineage: Eukaryota; Ciliophora; Spirotrichea; Sporadotrichida; Oxytrichidae
Source: the annotation of a GenBank genome assembly
AUGGAAGCAUAAUACUAAUCUGAAUACGAAGAAGUCCAGUGCAUUGGAAGAGGAAAUUUUGCUAAAAAUGAACAAGAGUCUGCUUUGCUCGAAGUGAAUUUGUUAAAGGCUUUAAAUCACCCUAAUAUUGUUGCAUAUAAAACAAGCUUCAUUACUCAAGGUUUGCUGAUCAUUAUCAUGGAAUAUUGUGAAGUUGGUGAUUUAUCUUUCCAUAUCAAAAGAAAACUUUAGAAGAACGAGCAUUUUACAGAGACUGAAAUCUUCAAUUGGUUCGUCUAAUUAUGCCUUUCACUUGAGUAUAUUCAUGGAAGGAAAGUUUUACAUAGAGAUUUAAAGUCAUAAAACAUCUUUUUGACUGGUAAUAAUACAGUAAAGUUAGGAGAUUUCGGUAUUUCUAAAGUCUUAGAGAAUACCAAUGGUGCUGCGAUGACGGUAGUAGGAACACCUUAUUAUAUGAGUCCAGAAGUUUGCUAGAAUCAUCCUUAUACAUUUAAGAGUGAUGUAUGGGCAUUAGGAUGUGUCUUGUAUGAACUAUGUACCCUGAAGCAUGCAUUCUCAGCUGAUAAUUUAUUGGGUCUGGUUUACAAAAUUGUCCAAGAUAAAUAUGAUCCGAUUCCUUCACACUACAGCAAUGACCUCCAAAAUCUUAUUCAAUAGUUAUUGAAUAAAAAUGCUGCUGAAAGACCAUCUGUUGCUUAAAUUCUACAAAUGCCAUUAGUAAGAUAAAAAAUGAUUGAAUUUGUAAACUCUGGUGGUGUUACAAUUUCGGAGAGUAAACCAGUAUAUGUGAGAAAUGCACCAUUGAUUGUUUAAGUUUAGCAAAAUCCAACUGGAAUUGAUCCAUAUGCUGGCUUAACCCCUAAAGAAAGAAUUUAAAGAAGAAAAGAAGAGGAGGUCAAGAGAAAAUAAGAAGAAUUAGCAGCCCACUCAAAGAAUGCAAUGAAUAACUACUAAUUUUCAAAGCAAAUGCAAUACAAUUAACUUCACUCAAGCAUUAAAGGAGCUAAUAAUAGCUUCUAAUAGACAGUUAUUCAUAAUAAGCCAGUUGCUUAAUUUGAUCAAACAGCCUUUCACCAGCCAGCUGUUUAGAAACAAUAGUCACCAUAGAUGUUUGAAGCUAGUGAUAGAUUUGAAGACACUGAUUUUUCUGCUAAUGAUAGAACUACUGAAUUUUCUUAGAGUAUAAGUUCAUAGAUGUCAGGCAUGAAUUUGAAUGAAAGCCCUUCAAAAUUUAACAACCCCUCUGUCUACAGUAAUAUGUACGAAGACAGAUAAAUAUCUGGUUCGGGCCAGUAUGAUCUGACUAUGGCUAGAAAUGAAUUCGAUAUAGAAGAAGACUUUGAAGAAGAUGUUGAGGCAAAGGAAGAUAAACAGGAGUUGAGGGAAGUUAUGAAGAAUUACCAGAGAAUUCUGAGUGGCGAAAUAGAAGAACCUGAAGAAAUAUAAUUAUAGACAAGACCUAGUGAAGUUUAAAACAAAGAGAUUGUUGUUGUGAACAAAAAAUAAACAAUUCAAAAUGCUAUGGGAAAUGAUCUUUUCCAAAAGGUUUAUGAAUUCUUGAAAUUCAAUCGCAGAAAGUAGACAGAUGAGGCCUUGAUAUUCUCUAAAAUUAAGGAUAUGGUCGGAGGAAACAAAGUUAUGAUGUCUAAAUGCUUCGAGUUAGAUGGUAUUGUAUUCAUGGAAAUCCAAAAAGAGUAAUGA